This is a messenger RNA of Lepidothrix coronata (blue-crowned manakin), 638 nucleotides long. RefSeq names its product pyrroline-5-carboxylate reductase 3-like. Lineage: Eukaryota; Metazoa; Chordata; Aves; Passeriformes; Pipridae. The annotation marks the transcript as partial. Gene Ontology annotation, molecular function: pyrroline-5-carboxylate reductase activity. The record is from RefSeq and is a predicted model, not a curated record. The transcript has 3 exons. Gene Ontology annotation, biological process: L-proline biosynthetic process.
CACCUCUCCCUGUCCCGUGGGCAGGAGUUGGGGUGCAGGACCACGCACUGCAACCUGGAGGUGGUGCAGAGGAGCACCCUGGUCUUCCUGGCCACCAAACCCCACGUGCUGCCGGGGGUCCUGGAGGAGAUCCGGCCUGCCGUGGGCACCCACCACAUCGUGGUCUCCCUGGUGGCCGGAGUCACCAUCCAGACACUGCAGAGGGUGAGGAAGGUCCCGGCCGGCAACAUCCUGGCCAGCGCUCCCUCGGAUAAAAACCUGGAAGCUUGGAGGGGCGCUGCCAAGAUGCUGCUGGAGACCGGGGAACACCCGGCAAAGCUGCGGGCGGACGUCUGCACCCCCGGGGGCACCACCAUCCACGCCCUGCACCAGCUGGAGAAGGGAGCGCUCCGGGCCACCGUCAUGAGCGCCGUGGAGGCGGCCACCAACCGCGCCUGGGACAUGGCCAAGGACUAGUUGGCCCGGCUCUUGUCCCAGGAAAGGGUGAUGGGGACCAAAACCGGCCUCUUCCAGGAGAUCCCGAUGCCCUCGGGAGAAGCUGGAAGGGGGGGUGGGAAGGUGGCGUCGGGCACGUGUUGCCUCAGCGGGGCCGCGAGCAAAUAAACGUGGGCACACAUGGCUCCUCCGGGUGCCUUCGG